This is a messenger RNA of Closterium sp. Naga37s-1, 273 nucleotides long. The record is from the annotation of a GenBank genome assembly. Lineage: Eukaryota; Viridiplantae; Streptophyta; Zygnematophyceae; Desmidiales; Closteriaceae.
AUGGUGAAUGAGGAAUCAUGGGGGCAUGCCCAACAAGGAGGUGCACUGGCACAAGGGCAGGAUGGCAACGCUGUUGUUACCUCCCUCCCCUUCUCACCCUCCCUCUCAUCCCUCCUCUUUUCUCCUCCCCUCCUUGUAUGUGAGAUGAGAACACCACCGGUCAGGAGGGUGCUCUUUGGGAAGCAGCUUGCAGGGGCAAGGGUGGAGGAGUUGGAUGAGGCGCAUGGGGAGGGGGAUGGGGCGGAGGAGGAGGAGUUGGAUGAGGGUGGGUGA